GGCUUAGAAAAGGAUUACUCCCUCUGGGGUUAUGGGGUGAACUAGAAAAUAUUGCUUAACUCUAGAGUAAAGCUGUAAGUCUUCUGACUCUGUGUAGAGUUGUGUGCUGUUUGGAGACUGGGGCUUAAAUACAAAAUCAGAGCUCGAAACGCCUCCUCCCACUCUUGGAAAAUGCCAACUUCUUCUUAGAGUAGUUGUGCAUAUAAUCUCCUUCCCUGACCUAGCCUCUUCCCAGGAAAAUACACUCCUAAAUCAGCUAGGAGUUGGGAUUAAAUUGGAAAGGUGGAAUUUGGUAGUGGUAGAAUUGCAGUCUUGAAUUGUGCUCGGUGAAUGCCGACAUUGUUAUACCAGUUAGCAGUGAUUUGUACAUCACUUAGAAAUCCUGGGGUGGGGCAUUACAAAGGGAAAAUUGAGUGCUUUUAUGAGAAAGAGGCUGAAGGGUCCAUAUGCAAAGGAUGAAAUAUAAAAAGGUAUAUAAUUAAUAAUAGAUGGAGUGUUUUCAAAAGCAUUAAACUAGACCAGCCUCCAGGGAACCUAGAAGUAUGACGAUGAAAAUUAGUUAGAAAGGAAGAAAUUUUACUUGCAGUGGUUUUUUUCUGCUAGCCAAAAAUUUCACAAUGUUUACAAAGUCAAGACAAUGAUUCAGGGAUACUUCAGUUAUUGCCAUACAUUAUAAAUACUGUUGCGGGACAAGAUCUGUGGUUCCUUGGUCAGCAAGUUCUGGCAAUGAAACCACUGCCGCUGGUGCAAAGAAUUCUGGGAUGUCUGACAGUGAAAUGGAUGGAAGGACCCACAUUCCAUCUCUACUUAAUGUCCUUUUGUCCAGAAAUCGGGUCAUGCAAAUGAGCUACUUGAAAAGUAAAGAAAAAGGAUAUGGAAAACUAAGCAGUGAUGAAGACCUCGAAAUAAUUGUUGAUCAAAAGCAGGGAAAAGGCUCUAGGGCGGCAGAUAAGGCUGUUGCCAUGGUGAUGAAGGAGAUACCGAGGGAGGAGUCUGCUGAAGAAAAGCCCCUCCUAACUAUGACAUCACAGCUGGUGAAUGAGCAGCAAGAAAGCAGACCCCUCUUGAGUCCCUCCAUCGAUGACUUUCUCUGUGAAACCAAAUCGGAGGCAAUAGCAAGGCCAGUAACGUCCAACACAGCCGUAUUGACCACAGGCUUGGAUCUCCUUGACCUGAGUGAACCUGUCUCUCAAACCCAAACCAAAGGCAAGAAGUUGGAGGCCUCAUCAAAAACCUCAUCCCUCAAGAAAAAGGCUGAUGGAUCCGAUCUCAUCAGUGCAGAAGCUGAGCAGAGAGGCCAGCCUCUCCGAGGCCCAGAGACAUCAUCUUUAGAUUUAGACAUUCAAACACAACUGGAAAAAUGGGAUGAUGUUAAGUUUCACGGAGAUCGAAAUAGCAAGGGACAUCAAAUGGCGGAGAGAAAAUCAUGCUCAUCUAGAACUGGAUCAAAAGAACUCUUAUGGUCCUCAGAGCACAGAUCUCAACCAGAGCUAAGCGGAGGGAAAAGCGCCCUGAACUCUGAGUCAGCUUCCGAGUUGGAAUUAGUGCCUCCAGCACAGGCUCGACUGACCAAAGAACAGCGCUGGGGAAGUGCAUUACUUUCCAGAAACCACUCCUUAGAAGAAGAAUUUGAAAGGGCAAAAGCAGCAGUGGAGUCAGAUACAGAGUUUUGGGAUAAGAUGCAGGCAGAAUGGGAAGAAAUGGCUCGGAGGAACUGGAUAUCAGAGAACCAAGAAGCUCAGAACCAAGUUACAAUCUCGGCCAGUGAGAAGGGAUAUUACUUUCACACUGAAAAUCCCUUCAAGGACUGGCCUGGAGCAUUUGAAGAAGGCUUAAAAAGACUGAAGGAAGGGGACCUACCCGUCACCAUCCUGUUCAUGGAAGCAGCGAUUCUUCAGGACCCCGGAGAUGCAGAGGCAUGGCAGUUCCUUGGGAUAACCCAGGCAGAGAAUGAAAACGAACAAGCAGCUAUUGUCGCCCUCCAGAGGUGUUUAGAAUUACAGCCCAACAACUUGAAAGCUUUGAUGGCCCUGGCGGUGAGUUACACUAACACGGGCCAUCAGCAGGAUGCCUGUGAGGCUCUAAAGAAUUGGAUUAAGCAAAACCCAAAGUACAAAUACCUUGUGAAGAGCAAGAAGGGAUCUCCAGGCCUUACCCGGAGGAUGUCCAAGUCUCCAGUUGAUAGCUCUGUUUUGGAAGGAGUUAAGGAAUUAUAUCUGGAAGCUGCCCACCAAAAUGGAGAUAUGAUUGAUCCAGACCUACAGACAGGCCUGGGGGUACUGUUCCACCUGAGCGGAGAAUUUAAUAGAGCUAUCGAUGCAUUUAACGCUGCCUUAACUGUUCGGCCAGAGGAUUAUUCAUUAUGGAACCGGUUGGGGGCGACACUGGCGAACGGUGACCGCAGUGAGGAAGCCGUGGAGGCCUACACGCGUGCCCUGGAGAUUCAGCCGGGCUUCAUCAGAUCCAGAUACAACCUGGGCAUCAGCUGCAUCAAUCUGGGCGCCUACAGAGAAGCGGUCAGCAAUUUUCUCACUGCCCUCAGUUUGCAAAGAAAGAGCAGGAAUCAACAGCAGGUCCCUCAUCCUGCGAUCUCUGGAAAUAUCUGGGCCGCCCUCAGAAUCGCACUCUCUCUGAUGGACCAACCGGAACUCUUCCAGGCGGCUAAUCUCGGCGACCUGGAUGUCCUCCUACGGGCUUUCAACUUGGAUCCUUGAAGGAAAAGAAAGCAAUUAAAAAUAAUAAAUCCUUGUCUGUGUGAUUGUACCGAGAAAUGCAAAACUAUUUUAUUAUGAAUUCAAAAAAAAAAAAAAAAAAGGACAAACCAGUCGUCCAAAAGGCCAUGGUGAGAUAACACAAGGGAAUUCCUACAGACAAUGCCCAGGCUCUGUUCAGAUUCAAAAGCACAAAAUGUUCUAUAUAGCGUCAAGGUUGGGCUCAAAAGAAGAACUGAGAGACACAAAGACAAACCAAGAUGAAAUAACGGUGUGUGAAUACUCUUCCCGACCUGCAAGCAUACUCAAAACAUGUCCUGUGGGGGGUUUUGUCCCCAUUCGCAGCCGAUACAUAUCUAAGGAACUUGCUCAUGGGACACGUGGAGAAAGGAAGCACUGCCUCUGAUCAGGGAAUUCUGACUGUUUCUGAACUAUCCCCCGCAACUCUCCCUUUUACAACAUAGAUAGUUCGGGUCAAGGUGCAUGCACAUAUAUUAACUCUUGACUAAAGAGAGGCGUUGCUUAAACCUGUUCCAAUUUUAACUUUUACUGUAGCCCUUCGAUUCCAGAGAGGGAGCUUUGCUGGCAAAAGCGGUUUUUGCACUAGAAAUUUUUGCUGUUCCCAAUCAAAACUUUUCUGGGACUGUAUAUAUGCACUUUAAUAUCUUAUUUAUGCCUUGCUGGAGUUUUGUUUCGUUGCUCCAAUUUUUAACUUAGGGGUGAAAGACUUGAGAACUCGGCCUUGCUAGAUCAAUGGACCAAAUAAAAAUUCCUGAAAAUAGUUUUUCAUAGUGUAGAGUUUUGAAGGAGUUUUUCUUAAAGCAGGUAUGACAUAGGGUGUAAAUAGGUCAAACAGAUUUUACUCACAUGCUUUUCUGGGACUGUAUGAACUUAAGCAAAGGAAGACGUACCGUCCCGUCAUGCAUUCUCUGCAGGGAGGAAUUUUGAUGAUAACGUGAUUUCUAUAGACUUAACAUUAACUUGCUUAAAUGUCAUAUUUUACUUGCUUUCUAACUGCCCUGCACACCAAUAUAUUCCUUUUAAACCAUUAAUAUUUUAAAUAGUAUUUCGUAAGAGUGAUACAUUUUUUCCCUAAAAAUUAAGUGUUUUCUUAGUUCCAUAAUAAUCUGCACUGCACAGCCUUUUGCAUUCUAAGUGAUAGAAGAUCAAUAUUUUCUAGCUCAAUCUCACUGAAUGUCAGAGGUUUACUAUGAAAGAUGCAUGCCUUUUGGCUCUCAUUUUGAAUAUUUAUCAAGUAUCAGGAAUUUUCUGUUGGUGGUGGUUUUAUUUAAUUGACACAUUCUGCUCACUUCUUAGUGGUGUGGUGUGCCUGUUGGGGCUUGGUGAUUAUUUGGAAUGACAUCAUUUUUUAAAGAAUUAAAAAAGUUGUUUGCAAAAUGCUAACCAAAAUAUAGUAUUGCCAGUGUCCAAUUCUAGCAACUGGUCCUGGUAAGUGGUCCCAUUCUUCUUUGUCUUUUCUCCUUCCUUCCUCCAGAAUCUUCCCCAAAGCAAUCCAAUCGCAAUUUUUUCCUCACGUUCUUUGGUUAAUAGUAGCUGGUUGCUCUCACGAUGAUAGUUACCAAGCAAACAGCAUUUGAGUCAAGACAGUUUAAUUGACUGGGGAGUUAGCUUCUCCUGAGGGGAAAAGUGCAGGUAGAAAUCCUCUCCUCUGUUACCUCAGAAGUCCCUCCGCUAGGAAGGGGCCUCAAGGAACCACAAAACCACAAUUCCUUGAGGUUUAUGUACAUUAUAACAACAGAGAGUUUUUUAAAGCUUAUAAGGACAAAGAGUUUAUCAAGUUUAUAAGGACAAAAGAGUUGAGGGCCCAAUAGUGUGCCAAGCUUUUGUCUUUCUUGUUGAAGCUCACUAGGGCAAAGGUGGUGCCCCCAGCUGGACAGCAAGAGACAGAGACAGUAAGGCAUUUCACCAUUGGGCAGUAGUGACAACCCAGUCUUUGCAUACUUCCCUCCAGUCUCAGAAGCAAACAAAGCUGAACAAAAUUUUCAAGAAUAUUGUUUAGAAUUUUAGAAUCUUAAAAUUCAGUCUAGGAAGGACUUCGGGGCCAGCCUCCAAGUUCAUGGCAGCUGGCUGCUUAGAUAUCCCCAAUAGAAGAGCAUCCAUUCUCUGCGCAUUCACUGGCUGGCAAGCUGGUUUGCAUCCAUCCUUGUCCACUAGGAGCCUCUGAACACAGGAUUCAAACACAGGUUUCUGUUAUGAUGUCGUUCUACACUUUCAACAGAAACUGAAUUUGCAAUAUUAACAUGAUGACAUCAGUUAACAGUUUAAAGCCU
Messenger RNA from Mustela erminea (ermine), 5002 nucleotides. RefSeq names its product peroxisomal biogenesis factor 5 like (gene PEX5L). NCBI's taxonomy places the organism in Eukaryota, Metazoa, Chordata, Mammalia, Carnivora, Mustelidae. The transcript has 15 exons. Gene Ontology annotation, cellular component: peroxisomal membrane; cytosol. The coding region runs from base 762 to 2714 and encodes 650 amino acids. Gene Ontology annotation, molecular function: protein binding. The record is from RefSeq and is a predicted model, not a curated record. Gene Ontology annotation, biological process: protein import into peroxisome matrix, docking.